CAUCGCUUCAGUCUCCUUCAAUUGCGCCUCCGAUUUCGAUUCAAAUUCUGUCCUAUUUGCUUUUUCGUCUCCAAUCUGCUCCAUGGAGUCCUUGAGGAAUUCAUUUUCAUUGACCUCCACCGAUGGUGGCGCCGUCAGUGCAGGAUCUCCACACCGCGUCGCAGGCGAAGUCCAUGUGAUCAUCGGUCCUAUGUUUGCCGGAAAAACCACCGCUCUACUCCGUCGGAUCAAAGCUGAGAGCAGCAGUGGCAGGAAUGUGGUGAUGAUCAAGUCAAGCAAGGACACAAGGUACGCUAUUGAUUCGGUAGUAACACAUGAUGGGGCCAAAUUUCCAUGCUGGGCACUGCCAGAUCUUUCGUCUUUCCGACAGAAAUUUGGAGAAGAUGCUUAUAACAAGCUGGAUGUGAUUGGUGUUGAUGAAGCUCAAUUUUUCGAUGAUCUCUAUGAUUUUUGCUGCGAUGUUGCUGAUAAAGAUGGCAAAAUCAUUAUCGUUGCUGGCUUAGAUGGAGAUUACCUCAGGAGGAGAUUUGGUUCAGUGCUUGAUGUAGUACCUCUGGCUGACACAGUAACUAAGUUGACAGCUAGAUGUGAACUUUGUGGUAAAAGAGCCUUCUUUACCUUGAGAAAGACAGAGGAGACAAGGACCGAGCUUAUCGCUGGGGCUGAUGUCUAUAUGCCGGUGUGCCGCCACCACUAUGCCAAUGGACAAGAAGUCAUACAAUCUUCCAAGAAUAUUCUGGGAUCUCGUGCUCUUAGAACAGGCUCUAAUCUAGAGGCACUUCCUUCACUUAUCUAAAAUCUGCAACUUAUCUCAAUUGUCUAGACAAAAUGCUUUGCUUUCGCCUGUGUAUUUCCAUAUGUUUCCAUCAAACAGCUGGCGCUAGCUACAUGCUAUAUGAAACCCCUUUUUCUGUUUGUGGGAAAAGGGUUUGUAACCUCAUUCGUCCAAUAUUAUAUACUAACAUAUUUCUCUUC
Molecule: messenger RNA, 975 nt
Organism: Cucurbita pepo subsp. pepo (vegetable marrow)
Lineage: Eukaryota; Viridiplantae; Streptophyta; Magnoliopsida; Cucurbitales; Cucurbitaceae
Product: thymidine kinase
Biological process (GO): thymidine metabolic process
Molecular function (GO): ATP binding; thymidine kinase activity
Source: RefSeq, a predicted model, not a curated record